This is a messenger RNA of Sparassis crispa, 687 nucleotides long. RefSeq lists its product as hypothetical. The transcript has a single exon. Bases 1 to 687 code for a protein of 228 amino acids. Lineage: Eukaryota; Fungi; Basidiomycota; Agaricomycetes; Polyporales; Sparassidaceae. The record is from RefSeq and is a predicted model, not a curated record.
AUGGACGAGGCAUCCGAGGAGCGCCCCCACGCCCGCAGCCACCGCGCCCCGUCCGUGACACUGCUCUCGCUGCUCCCACCACUGCCAGCGACCACCCGUGUGUCUCGGGCGACGACGCGCUGCGCCGAGUGCCUAGCAUGGCAAAACACAUCUCCCUAUCCCACCCGCCCUUCUCUUUCUCCUUCUCCUUCUCCAUCGCCUUUGCCUUCGCCUUCGCCUUGCUCCGCAUGCAUCCUCCAGGCUUUCUCAGAACACCCUUCCCGCGCGUGGCAUGGAGCACACCGCAGGAGAAGCGCACAGCGCAUGCGCAACACGCUGCCAGCUCUCCCCCUCGCACACGCGUCGUCGUCGAAGCCCGGCAGCUCCCACCCUAUUGUAGUCCACUGCACCACACCACGGCCCCGAAAUGGCGCGGGCGGCCCCGGCGAGCGGGCCCUCACAACUGCCACCGAGCGAAUCUCAGGUCAGGAGAAGAGAAGAGCAGAGAAGGCGAGAAGGCAAAUUCAGUGGGCGAGCAAACUCUGCUGGACGUUCUGCUCAGUGCUGCCUCGCGACGCCGCGCCACCGUUCGCGCUUCCUUUCACAGUCCUCGUCUGGGCCAUGCCCACCCGGCGUGGUGGCACGGUCCCGCGGCCCGUGGGAGAACGGUUCUCCCGCGUGAGACGCGCGAACUCUCUGUCUUACUGA